UGAGGGAAAAAUCCCGUUGCGAAAUCAAGCACGUAUGUUGUCAUUUUCGCAACGACCCGUUGUUAUAUUUUUCAACAACGGCUGUUGGUGAAUUGUGCACGAACGUGCUCAAAUUGACACCGAGACGUGGUCAACUUUCGGUACCAACAACAGCCGUGCUUAAUUUGUCCAUUUGUAAUAUUGGUAAUUGCAGCCGAUUACACACGAGUAAAAAAUGACAACGGUGGUGCAUGAUUCACACACGGUCGUUGUCAAUAUGACACCGGUCGUGUAUGAAUUAUGCACCACCACCUGCAUAAUGAUGCACCACCGUUGUUACUUUGUACACCGACGUGCAUGAAUCGUACACGAUCGUUGCCAUUUUAGCAACUACCGUGUAUGAAUCAUGCACCACCGUUGUCAUUUUUUUUACUCGUGUGCAAUCGGCUGCAUAUUUACCAUUUUUUCCGUGUUAUUGAAAGAGAAAGGACGCAUUGUGCAAAAAAUUUAUUGAAAAUGAAUAAUAAUUCGCAAGAUCCUCAAAAUAUCAUUGGUGAGUUGUUAGAAAUCGAUGGCAAUAUUGUUGUGGUUCGCGAUACAAACCAUUGCAGCAGUCAAGAUGCGGAAAACAAUGAGGACGAUUAUAUGUUAAGGGAGUUCUUAAAAGGAAUAAAUAUGGAGUCGCUUUUUGAACAAUUAAAAGCAUCACAUGUAACAUUUCGCAGCUUGCAGUACUUGAAAAAAGAAGAUUUAAAGGAAGCAGUGCCACCAUUGGGACUGCGUGUUGAAUUCAGAGAAAAGCUCUUUGCUUGGAAAAAACGAAAGCUCGGGAUUGAUGACGAAACUAUGUCAGUUCCAUCUAAAAUAGGUGAAUGGUGGAAACGCAACGAGACACCUGCAAGUACUCCUGGUACUCCCGACACUACAGGUUCGAACUGCUCAAAAGCCAAAGGAAUUUUGUCAGAGGAUCUAACGGAAUUGUUAACACAUACCUCGAAGGGGAAACUAGCGCUUGAAUGUAGUAGCGUUAAUAAGAAAUUAAGUGACGAGCAAAGAGAUGAUAUAAUUAAUAUAAUUAUUGAAGAUAUUUUAACCAACAAUGUUACUCUUUACACUCAAGACUAUAUGCGCAUAUUGGAUGAAAUUUGUUCCGUUUUUCCUCUUGAAAACGAAAUGAGGGAUUAUUAUUACAUUUCAAGAAAAGGAAAGAACAACGCAAGCGGAAAACUUUAUGCCAAGUAUAGAAACAAGAAGUCCAAAAGAAUAAAGCUUUUGAUUUCCGAGCCUAGCACAAGCAAAGCAGCAACUCACACAUCUCCUAAUUUUUGUAACAAAGAUGUUCCCGAAAUUGAUGAAUCAGUUGAAAAUUCAUUGAAAGCUUCCUUACUAAGAGAAUGUAAUGAUUGGGGAUCGAUCUGCGAAAAAUGGAAAAGAUCUUUUAACAUACGGCAAAGAGAUAUAAAAAAUUUAAGUAGCCAUACAUUUCUCCUUGAAUGGACGAAGUUGUCCGAUGCAAGAGCUUCAGAAUUGGUCAACAUUGAUUUCGAUAUUAUGUAUCCACAGAAAGGCAAUCUUCUACUUUCUAAAUGGGACCAAUUUAAGAAAAAAAUUUACAAUUAUUAUGGGAAAAAUAUUCAUAACGAACAUUGCAAACAACUCUUCGCAAAUGUUUUGACGGCAAGCAGCAUAGAUGCUCAAGAUUAUAUAUACGCAAUACUGUUGAAUUCAGUUUUACCAUCACCUGCUAGGUUUAAAUGUGGAAACGGUAAAUUACGAAAAAAAGUAACAAUAGCUGAUUCGCAGGAAAGUUUCGUACUGCGACUACCGACAAUUAACGAUUAUAAAAGGCAAAUUGAUACAGUCACUGAAAAGUAUUACAAUGCUGGAUUAACUAUACAGCCAUUUAUAAUUGUGGAGGGUUUGUCCGAUUUCAAUAUAAAAGGUUUUUAUGUUUUUUUUAACCACAAUUUGUUAAAAUUUCAAUCGUUCCUCGAAUGUUUAGAUACAUGUUUUAAAAUUUUUCAUGCACUUUCUUUAAAAUAUCCAAAUGCCUGCCAAAUUCCAUGGAUUUUUAUCCAAAAAUAUUUUUAUGAAAUUAAUACUGUAUAUGAUAUAAAAUCAGUUAAUUUGACUUCACUUAUUAAUUUCUGCAACAAUAAUUAAAGUACAAUUCAAAAUGUAUAUUUGCUUUCGUUGCCGUAAGCAUUUUGAUAAGGCAAAUCUUUUAAUAGCUCAUUUGAAAACAGACCAUUUAAUGUCCACUAAAUUUUUAAAAGUACAAUGCGUUCAGGACAACUGUAAGCAAACAUUUACAAAAUUUACGUCAUUCAGAAUUCAUUUAGAAAAACUUCACAAGAAUCACACAAAAGCUCCACCAAUGGUUAAAGCCAUUAAUGUGCCAGUUGAAAUGUCAUCAUCAAAAGAAAAUGAUUAUACAAACAGUGAAACUGUUAUUAACAACAAUACAAUAGAAAAGGAUUUAAAUGUUUUGAAAAAGAAAACCUUAUAUCUGUCUUUACAAUUACAUGGUCAAAGCUAUAUGCCUAGAAAUCAUGUUAUAGAAAUACAACAUUCUGUUUCAAUUCUGCUUUCAUCCAUUUCAUGUACAAUUGAAAAAUAUAUAACUGAUCAUCCAAAUUAUGAAGACUUAAGGUACUUACUAAACUUUUGUAAAAAUCCUUUCGAAGAAACUAGAACGGAAUAUAGACUUUUAAAAAUUUUAAAAGAACUAAACUUUUAUGAUGAUCCAAAGGUUUAUGUAAUUAGCAAUCAAGUCUCGGAAAUUGUUAUCAGCGGAAAUCCCAGUUUAGGUCCAAAGUUAU
Molecule: messenger RNA, 2801 nt
Organism: Musca domestica (house fly)
Lineage: Eukaryota; Metazoa; Arthropoda; Insecta; Diptera; Muscidae
Exons: 7
Coding region: 379-2142 (587 amino acids)
Source: RefSeq, a predicted model, not a curated record